This is a messenger RNA of Xiphias gladius (swordfish), 1035 nucleotides long. It is a transcript of the gene cga, whose product is annotated as glycoprotein hormones, alpha polypeptide. Bases 436 to 837 code for a protein of 133 amino acids. NCBI's taxonomy places the organism in Eukaryota, Metazoa, Chordata, Actinopteri, Istiophoriformes, Xiphiidae. Gene Ontology annotation, biological process: thyroid hormone generation; positive regulation of steroid biosynthetic process. Gene Ontology annotation, molecular function: follicle-stimulating hormone activity. The record is from RefSeq and is a predicted model, not a curated record. Gene Ontology annotation, cellular component: follicle-stimulating hormone complex; extracellular region. The transcript is spliced from 4 exons.
UUUAAACUUUUAUGCUUUUCAUAACCCAGGGAUAUAAUUAUAACACCAACAAAAUAACAUGCUGCCUGUACAAAUGUUCCAACUGCAGUUCACCGAAGUGGCCAAGAAAAUUAAACGAAAUUAAUGACCCUCCCUUUGCUGCUAACAUGACAAAUAAUAACAACACUCAGUAACCAAGUAACCGAAACCCAAGGAUUACAUGUAUCAUCCAUAGUCAGGAUGGAAGGAGGAUAGACUUAUGUUUUGACUUUCCGCGGCCUGUUGUUAUCAUUUUGCGCUGUAAAGGGAUUAUGAGGAAGGCAGCGAAGUGAGUCAGUGAGGUCAUUGAUAAGGUUGGUAGGCUUCAUCCAAUCCAGGAAGUUGCCAGGAACACUGGUAUAAAAUGAGAUGGACUGAAGCAGAAGUCCUCAAUAUAAAGGAGUCCUGCACAGAGGUAUGAUGAAGGGGAAACUUUCUCGCAACAUGGUAACUGCUGCAACCACAAUGGGCUCAGUGAAAUCAGCUGGACUAUCUCUUCUUCUGUUGUCUUUUUUUCUUUACAUAGCCGAUUCUUACCCCAACGUUGACUUGUCAAACAUGGGCUGUGAGGAAUGCACACUGAGAAAGAACAGUGUUUUCUCAAGGGAUCGUCCAGUCUACCAGUGCAUGGGCUGCUGCUUCUCCAGAGCGUACCCAACCCCUCUCAAGGCCAUGAAGACAAUGACAAUCCCAAAGAACAUCACCUCGGAGGCAACAUGCUGCGUCGCAAAGCACAGCUACGAGACAGAGGUGGCUGGCAUAAGGGUGAGAAACCACACAGACUGCCACUGCAGCACUUGCUAUUUUCAUAAGAUAUGACUGAUGGGAACGGGAGACCAUUCUGCAGCGCUAAGCUUGGCGACAAAUUGUGUUUCUUUUAAUAUGCACGAGCUCUUCUCUGUUUUAAAAUUUAUGUUGCCAUAUAAUAUUUUUGUAGCAAUUCAGUGUCUGUGAUGUGUAAUUAGCCUACGAUUUUGCAUUGAUAGAUGUAUACAAUUAAUUGUAGAUUGAAAAGCA